Molecule: messenger RNA, 1414 nt
Organism: Manihot esculenta (cassava)
Lineage: Eukaryota; Viridiplantae; Streptophyta; Magnoliopsida; Malpighiales; Euphorbiaceae
Product: protein DOWNY MILDEW RESISTANCE 6
Exons: 4
Coding region: 121-1125 (334 amino acids)
Source: RefSeq, a predicted model, not a curated record
GUAGGUCAAUUUUAUAAGUUUUUUUUUUCCUUCUUCUUCUUGUAUUGGUACAAAGAACCUCAAUUGUUUUCACAACCCCAUCAUUGGACAAUAUUUUUCCUUGAAUCACAUCAAAAAGCUAUGGAGAAACUGGUUUCAAGCUGGUACAAUGUUCAAUCUUUACCUGAAAACUAUAUAUUUCCACCAGAAACUAGACCUGGGAAAGAAAUUGUUCCCAUAUGCAACAAAAUUCCUGUGGUUGAUCUUGAAGGAACCGACGCCACCUGGAAAAUUCUGAAGGCCAUUCAAGAGUUUGGAUUCUUUCAGGUGAUUAACCAUGGAGUUUCAGAGAGAUUAAUGAAUGAAACUAUGAGUGUUUUAAAGGAAUUCUUUGAGAUAGAUGCAAAGGACAAGGCAAAACUCUAUUCUGAUGAACCAACUAGAAUCUGCAGGCUUUACACAAGCAGUGUAAAUUACCAUAACGAACAAGUUCAUUUUUGGCGAGACAAUCUGAGACACCCUUGUCAUCCCUUACAGGAUUUCAUUGAACAAUGGCCUGAAAAGCCAACAAGAUACAGAGAAAUUGUUGGAGCAUGUUCAGUUCAGGUGAGGCAGUUGGGUCUGAGGAUUUUGGGAAUGAUCAGUGAAGGGCUGGGACUGGAUAAUGAAUAUUUAAGGGGUGACCUUAGCAAAGAGAUGUUAUUAUCAGUUAAUCACUACCCACCAUGCCCAGAGCCAAGUUUAAGCUUGGGAUUACCUAAACACAGUGACCCUAAUCUCAUCACCAUAUUGAAUCAAGGAGAUGUUUAUGGGCUUCAGGUCUUCAAGGAUGGGCAAUGGAUUGGGGUUGAGCCUAUUCCCAAUGCAUUUGUGAUCAAUAUAGGCCUCCAGUUACAGAUCAUCAGUAAUGGGAAGCUGAAGAGUUCAGAACACCGAGUCGUGACGAAUUCAACUGAUGCUAGAACAACAGCAGCCUUCUUCUUUAAUCCUUGUGGAGACAGCAUGAUAGAACCAGCAAAAGCUUUAACUGAUAAUGAGAGUCCUCCACUUUAUAGAGCUUAUCAAUACAAGGAGUUUUUUAUCAACUAUGCUGCUAAAAUUGGCAACGCUGAAGCAGUAUUGGAGCCCUUCAAGCUUCAGGCCUAAUUACUGAUGCUAUCUAUGGUCAUAGCUUGUUCUGUAAUAAAUGGUUAAUGACUUUCAACUGCAAAAUUAAUUCCUUGUUGGAAUUGCCUGAGAUUUACUUGGCAUAUGUAUCCAGGAAGAAGCUGGUCCAAUAUUGAAUGCCCAUAAAAAAUUGAAGCAAAGCUCACAUGGCUGCCCAAAAGAGAUCCUAGACAGGAAGCAAAAUCUGAAUGGGUUAGGCCAUUUUAACAAGAAGCUUGCCCAAUACCAAUGCCUAUAAAAGCUUCUAACACGACAUGCUUUUCUUGUC